Molecule: messenger RNA, 2197 nt
Organism: Marchantia polymorpha subsp. ruderalis
Lineage: Eukaryota; Viridiplantae; Streptophyta; Marchantiopsida; Marchantiales; Marchantiaceae
Source: the annotation of a GenBank genome assembly
UACGAUACAUUGAUGCAGUUAGACAUCCAAAACACCGUGCAUAAGGGUGAAACACUUUCAGGAUAAUAUCGACACGUCCUUCGAAAAUGUCUCGAACAUGUUCAUGGUCAGAGGCUCUCACUCGUUGAAUCGCUGAGGAACUGACUUCAUGUCGGAGCUGAUCAGAAGAUGGAUGAACAGGAAAGAUGUCAUGGCUGGGGAAGCUUAACAAAGGGGAUAUGAAACGAAGACAGGGUGUGUCAGGGCCAGGACCAGGACGGAGCAAUCUGGGUUCUCAGGACGAUCGUCGAGGAAGUCAAGGAAUUGUAGUUACAAGCACACACUCGCCGCAGUGAUUCCUAUCGCCAAAUCUUGGAAUCAGAAGGAGACGAUGGGCCAGAGAAAAAUGUCGAGCCAAGUAGACGACACUGUCAUUUUGGGGGACUACGAAAAUCAUCCACCAGACACGGCGAAUCUCGCUCUCUUUACGUACUUCCUGUUGGGAAUCGGCUGCAUACUGCCAUGGACCACUUUCACCACAGCUGUCGAUUAUUUCGAGUACCUGUUCCCGGACUCACAAAUCUCCCGAGUCUUCGUCGCCAUCUACCAGUGCUCCUUCUUCGUCUCUUUGAGCUUGAUGCUCAGGUUCGGACUCCACAUCCCCAGUCGAGUUCGCAUCAAUGCCGGCCUCCUCAUGCUCCUGGUUCCCAUGCUCCUAGUCCCGGCCGUGAACGCCUUCAUCAUCCGCGAAGAUGCAGACAGGAACAAUCCCCUGGCACGCACAUUGACGCUCAUACUCAUCGGUCUGUCUGGUGUAGGAACCGCUGCGAUGGAGGGUAGUGCGACAGGAGCAGCGGGCCAGCUCCCGCAGAGAUUCAUGAAAGCUGUGGUCUCGGGAGGAGGAGCUUGCGGGGUGCUGGUAUCGUCACUGAGAGUUGUAACCAAAGCUGCUCUGCCUCAGACUCCAGAUGGCCUGCGGACAAGUGCCAAUUUGUACUUCGUAGUGACUUCGGUCAUUCUGCUGCUGUGCUUCGUCUCUUACAAUCUCAUCCACAGGCUGCCAUUUAUGAUUCACUUCACAGCACUGAGAGCCGCCAUCAACGAAGAGAAAUCCGAGGCCAAGCUCCCUAGGAGGCAGGAUUUGGAGACGGAAGUCACCAGCAGCUUGCUAGUGAAUGGCGAUCGGGAGAGGGCGGAGGGCGGUGGCUUGGUCGCGACGCUGGCAACCGUGAAAUGGUACGCAGGCUGCAUCACCUUGACAUACAUCAUCACCCUGACCAUUUUCCCUGGCUUCCUGGCCGAGGACGUGCAGUCGUCGAUCUUGAAGGACUGGUACCCCGUUCUGCUGAUUUGUUCCUACCAGUGGAGCGAUCUGCUUGGCAAGCUCUGCACCACGCUCUACAUUCCCAAGCUUUUGAGGACGCUGGUGCUGGGCUCCCUCGCCAGGCUUCUGUUUCUUCCGUUGUUUGGGGUGAUCCUGCACGGACCCGGGGCUUUCAGGACCGAGGCCUCUGUGUUUCUGUCGACUUGUCUGCUCGGAUUCACUGGCGGUUACUUGGCCGCGUCCAAUUUCGUCCUCGCUCCCAAGCUCGUUACGUUCGCUCAAGCCGAAAGUGUGGGUGUGAUCAUGGACCUGUGUCUCGGAUUGGGCGUCUCCUUGGGUUCUGUUUCGACGUUUGUCUUCACAUUGUAGGAAUGCAGUUGCCGAAGUACCUCGGUGUUUUAUUCAGCUCUUCGAAGACCGGGCAGCUCAGCUCCUCCAAGUGUUGUGUAGCUGGAAUGGGGUUUGACCUGGCCUCCCUUCCAACAUUUCAUGUUUUCACCUGCGGAGAUCGACGAGUUCCUGGGUGCUGUUAUUCGUGGUUGGCAAUUCAGUGACAUACGUUUGAAGCCAUUCUUUAUCGGCCACAUGCAGUAGAUAGAAAGACCAUUGAUGAUGGUAUUCUUUGUGAAGAUAUAGUCUCAACGAGGGUGUGUGUGAAAUCUUCAUCGUAGUAUGAUGUUCAAAAUAUAAUUUCAUUUACAAAAGAAAGUCCGCUUUAUCUUUCACCGUGCACUACCAGUUUUAGAGAGUAUUCCUACUCUUUUCUUCAAGCAGGAUUGUCAUCUCACAUUUGAUAUAUUUAGAUUGUGUCAGAGUUUUCAAUUCAGAAGUUGUCUUCUAGAUUGUACUAUGGUACACAUGUGAUAAAACGGCCUUCUUGUGCACCCUUCCACA